AUGGAUUUUCAAACUGAGAAAGAAGGAUAUUGCGCAACAUCGUGGAUUUCGAAAGUCAAAGUGUUGUCAAAAGAAACCGACGGACUUGGAUUGAUGAUGUCAUACCGAUUAGAACAUUUGAAAGUUAUCAAGGCACCAGAGAACAUCACUUUACCUGAGAUUAUGAAUACAGCAACACAAGAGAGUGCUUGUGGACAAACUGGAUUCAAAGUCGGAAAGCAAUAUAUAUUUGGAGGAUCCGCUGCCAACAAUGACUCUCUUCUGAUCACAUUCUGUGAUUGGCGUGUUCCUUUGAAAUAUAUCGAUGAGCCAAAACUCGAAAUGAAACCAACUUGGAAGAAGUUCGUGGACUCCAUCGGAAAGUGUCCAACGCCGCCGAGUCGUUCGUGA
Messenger RNA from Caenorhabditis remanei, 390 nucleotides. RefSeq lists its product as uncharacterized. NCBI's taxonomy places the organism in Eukaryota, Metazoa, Nematoda, Chromadorea, Rhabditida, Rhabditidae. Gene Ontology annotation, cellular component: extracellular matrix. Gene Ontology annotation, biological process: negative regulation of endopeptidase activity; negative regulation of membrane protein ectodomain proteolysis. Gene Ontology annotation, molecular function: protease binding; metalloendopeptidase inhibitor activity. The record is from RefSeq and is a predicted model, not a curated record. The coding region runs from base 1 to 390 and encodes 129 amino acids. The transcript has 4 exons.